Paracoccidioides lutzii Pb01 is the source of this 354-nucleotide messenger RNA. RefSeq lists its product as hypothetical. The transcript is spliced from 2 exons. Bases 1 to 354 code for a protein of 117 amino acids. The record is from RefSeq and is a predicted model, not a curated record.
AUGAGUGCGGUUUGGCAAUCCCAUAGGGGCUUUAUACACGAAAGCAAGGUGAAGGAAAAUGCAAAAUGCAGCUCAUCCUCUGGACCUAUCAUCCAUGCCGGCUUCUCCAAAGGGCGCAGCAAGGUGGGCGUCAGAUCAAGCAAACUUGGGCUGUCAUCCAACCAACAUCGACCAGAGGGAUUCCCCCGCACUUUCAACCCAGUCGAUAAGCGAGGGUCAUUUGGCUGGCAUGUAAUCGAAAGAGGGAACUACACCCGCAGCCAAUCGUCUACACAUGAACCAGUGCAGAAGCCUGUGAUCUUUUUGCGAGAGGGCGCAGCGAGAUGGGCAUCGGGUCAGCCCGCCCUAGCGUAA